This is a messenger RNA of Nicotiana attenuata, 2855 nucleotides long. Its product is annotated as STE20/SPS1-related proline-alanine-rich protein kinase. The transcript is spliced from 21 exons. NCBI's taxonomy places the organism in Eukaryota, Viridiplantae, Streptophyta, Magnoliopsida, Solanales, Solanaceae. Gene Ontology annotation, biological process: protein phosphorylation. Bases 537 to 2552 code for a protein of 671 amino acids. Gene Ontology annotation, molecular function: ATP binding; protein kinase activity; protein serine/threonine kinase activator activity. The record is from RefSeq and is a predicted model, not a curated record.
GUUGUACCAUAUGAAAUCCCAAUCGUACCCUCAGGGAACAUGAAUAGGGGGAAAAUAUCCAACAUGCGGGAAAAGGUCGAGUGUUAACACAACAAGUGGCGGGAUUUAUGCAAUACAAAAAAGCUCCUCCUUCCUGUUGGAGCGGCGAUCCGAUAGGCGCGCUUUCUCUCACUCACGAGAAAACGGAGAAGACAAUCCUCCUCUUCCUCUCCCUUUUCCUUUCUUCUCACUCUUUUCUUUUUCUUUUUUCUCGUUGCUUUAUCAUUAUACAGAUAUAUGAUACUUAAAAGUUUCCUUUUUUAAUUUUCCCCCUUUUUUUUUUCUUUAUACAUCAUAAUUUCGGUUGCUUUGGUUAAUAUUUUGCCUUUUUCCGCAUGUUUAUUUAAUUCUAGUCCAUGGAUCUGAACUUGAUACCCAGGAAUUUGCGUAGAAUUCGGAUCUGUAGAUCGCCGGCGAGCUGCAUUUGUGUGUUAUUUGACGUUCAGUAGUCAGAAGGAUUUUGUUCUCUGGGAUAUUUUUUCUUCUGAAUUUGGACAAUGGACAAGAAGAAAUAUCCGAUUGGGCCGGAGCAUUACACGCUUUACGAGGAGGUAGGGCAGGGAGUGAGUGCCUCGGUUCAUCGUGCUUUAUGUAAUCCUCUCAAUGAGGUCGUUGCCAUCAAAAUCCUCGACUUCGAACGCGAUAAUUCCGAUUUGAAUAACAUCUCACGUGAAGCCCAAACAAUGGUCCUAGUCGAUCAUCUCAAUGUUCUUAAAUCACACUGCUCCUUUGUUAGUGAUCAUAACCUAUGGGUUGUCAUGCCUUACAUGGCUGGAGGUUCCUGUCUACACAUUCUAAAGGCUGCUCAUCAGGAUGGGUUUGAAGAGACUGUUAUUGCAACAGUAUUGCGGGAAGUUCUAAAGGGUUUGGAAUAUCUUCAUCAUCAUGGCUUCAUCCAUCGUGAUGUUAAAGCUGGAAAUAUUCUCAUUGAUUCACGAGGUGGAAUAAAGUUGGGAGAUUUUGGUGUCUCUGCUUAUUUAUUUGAUUCAGGUGAUAGGCAACGUAUGCGGAACACAUUUGUCGGAACUCCUUGUUGGAUGGCACCUGAGGUCAUGGAGCAAUUGCAUGGUUAUGAUUUCAAAGCUGAUAUUUGGUCCUUUGGCAUAACCGCUUUGGAGCUUGCUCACGGACAUGCUCCUUUCUCCAAAUAUCCUCCGAUGAAGGUCUUGCUAAUGACAUUGCAAAAUGCACCCCCUGGCCUUGACUAUGAGAGGGAUAAGAAGUUCUCGAAGUCUUUUAAGCAAAUGAUUGCUAGUUGCUUGGUGAAAGAUCCUUCAAAACGACCUUCUGCCAAAAAAUUGCUGAAGCAUCCUUUCUUUAAGCAAGCAAGGUCCAAUGAUUACAUAGCAAGAACAUUGUUGGAGGGUUUGCCAGCACUUGGAGAUCGCAUGAAGGCAUUGAAGAGGAAAGAAGAAGACAUGCUAGCACAGAAGAAGAUACCAGAUGGGCAGAAAGAAGAAAUAUCACAGAAUGAAUACAAACGGGGAAUUAGCAGCUGGAACUUUAACCUUGAAGAUUUGAAGGCACAGGCUUCUUUGAUUCCAGAUGAGGAAAUUAUUGGUGACAAGGACCAAAGUGGGAGUUCGAAUGCACUGUCUGGGCUUGACAUUCCAGGGAAACAGCUACACAAGUUUCAGCAUCAGUUCUCCUUCUCAAGUCAAUAUUCAGAUGCUACCGAUUUUGACAGUAACAAUCCAUCUGCCCCUCCUUCACCUGCCAACCAGAAUGUGGCUUAUAGCAUAACUAAGUGCGAGAAAUCUGAUGAUGAUUUAAGCAUUGCUAGUUCAGUUCAUGAACCUCACAUUUCACAGAAUUCUUCGCCAUGUUAUGAGAAUCGCAUGGAAAUGAAUUUGGUGGGAAAAGGUGAACAAGUGGCUGAUGCCAAAUUGUUCGAGGGCAUGCCCGUAAAUUCUGGCCAGAGUGAUAGAAGUCAAUUCCAAAAUGCAUCCAGUUGCAAUGGGGCUUCUGUUCUUCAAACAGCAGAUGAUGUGCCAGCUGAAGUAAUCAGUAAACAUUCUAGAACCCCAGCUAGCAGUGAAGAUUUUGAUGAGAAGACUAAGGGUCAUGUUGUUCAGCAGAGAGGACGUUUCAAAGUUACCUCCGAGAAUAUAGACUUGGAAAAGGUAGGUGCAUCUCCAAUGCUACAAAAGAGUCAGAGCAUGCUGGUGAUUCCGCAAAAUCUGGCUGCUACUCUACCAUUACCACCUGAUGCUACACCAUCAAAUCUACUUACCCCAGCCCAUUUUCCAGCGUUGCAGAGUAUUUUAGAGGCAAAUAUUAUUCAAAGGGAGAGUAUUCUUAGACUGAUGAGGCAAGUGGCCCUUGGAGACUCUACAGUGGAUGCUGGAUGCAUGCUAUCAAAUUCGUCUGGAGUGGAGAAAUCGCUGCUGGAGGUUGCUCAUGACAAAGAAAAGGAAUUAAUUAGUGAAAUCACUGAGUUGCAGGGGAGGCUGAUACGUGCUCAAGAAGAGCUUCAAAAAUACAAAGCAGAAAACGCUCAAAAUAACUCUUGAAAUAUGGAUUGCAUAGGGGACAUAUUGUAAUCUUUAUAGUUCGAAUACAGUCGUAGUGUUCAAGUGGCGUACAUUAAAGUUAAAAAAGGAAUAUUUAGACAUGGAGUAGCUGAAACUGUAACGGAGAAAUGAUUAGUAGCAGGUUUUUAGUUUUGAUUUGUACAGUUUGUUUCCAGUAGGCGGUGAUAUGCUGGUUUUAUUAUUCUCUGCUUAUGCCUGCAUUUACUAGACUGAUUCUUGUAUAUUACCCUAAAUUUUUGAAAACGUAGUCCUUGAUAUUAUCAACUUUCCUAUUUGAUUGAA